AAAACUUAAGCGGGUUUGGGGGAAUAAGCCAUUGAAUCACAAAUCAAAAAUCCCUAAAUAAAUAAACUUUUAUUAAAAAGUUUUAUUCAAAUUAAGACAGUUAUUAAGAAAGAAAUUGUAAGUAGUGAGUAAUUUCCGAGUGUAAUUUUCUAGUUUUAGUCAUUAACGAUUUUCAUGUGUGACGUAACCUCAAAAAACAUCGAAAUGUCAACCAGUGAAAACAUUGCGAUAAAAACGGAAUCCGACGACUCCAAUGACUCAAAACCCGUUUUUAGGCGUAAAAAACGCAAACAGCUCCGCCAGAGGAACCUCUCGGAGAAUAGCGACCCGGAGAAUGAGGACUUGGAGGAGCACUAAACUGGAAGAAAUGAAAGAACUGCAGAACCUCCGUAAGCGCCCCCAUGGCGUCAACGCCUUGGGCCUGGCCCUUGGCACCAAAAUCACCGUCGAAGACGAAUGCAUUGCGAAGGACCCUUUCAAGGUGAAAUCCGGGGGCAUGGUCAACAUGCAAGCCCUCAAAAGCGGCAAAGUGAAGCAAGUUGACGACGCCUACGACACGGGCAUAGGGACCCAAUUUUCGGUCGAAACCAACAAACGGGACGAAGACGAGGAAAUGAUGAGGUUCAUCGAGGAGGAGUUGUCGAAGAAGAAGCGCAAAGUGGAGCCCCCUGAGCAGGCGCAAGCCGAGAACAAGUCCGCAUACACGAGCCCCGAGGAGGCGGCUUUGAGGGCCGUUCCCGACCAUUUGCGGGAGUCGUCGACGAAGAGGUCGGAGGAGAUGUUGUCCAAUCAGAUGUUGAAUGGGAUCCCGGAAGUGGACUUGGGGAUCGAGGCCAAAAUCAAGAACAUUGAAGCCACGGAAGAGGCCAAGUUGAGGCUGCUGUGGGAGAAGCAGAACAAGAAGGAUGGGCCUUCGCCCUUCGUGCCCACGAAUAUGGCCGUCAAUUUCGUGCAACACAAUAGAUUUAAUAUAGAUGGCGAAGGCUUGAAGAAGAAAACCAAGGAUGAGAAAGUGGAAGAGAAGCCGAAGAAGAAGGAUGAAAGGGCCACCGAUGAUUAUCACUACGAAAAGUUCAAAAAACAGUUUAGGAGAUAUUAAACUAGUUCUUUUUUUAUUUGUAAAUACCAUGCGAUCAAAAAAAAAAAUUAAUUAGAGUAGGCGUCGAUUAAAUUCUACAGUUGGCAACACAUUGGGGCUGAAAAAUUUCCAUACAAACUGAGAGUGAAAAUGACCAUUCACCGUUUUCGUCUUGUACAGCAUUUUUGUAAUAAUUUGCAACAAUAAAAAUUUUCUACUCUGAA
This is a messenger RNA of Tribolium madens (black flour beetle), 1302 nucleotides long. RefSeq names its product telomere length and silencing protein 1 homolog. Bases 254 to 1099 code for a protein of 281 amino acids. The record is from RefSeq and is a predicted model, not a curated record. Gene Ontology annotation, biological process: mRNA splicing, via spliceosome. Gene Ontology annotation, cellular component: spliceosomal complex. The transcript is spliced from 4 exons. Lineage: Eukaryota; Metazoa; Arthropoda; Insecta; Coleoptera; Tenebrionidae.